Molecule: messenger RNA, 2421 nt
Organism: Exophiala bonariae
Lineage: Eukaryota; Fungi; Ascomycota; Eurotiomycetes; Chaetothyriales; Herpotrichiellaceae
Exons: 5
Coding region: 1-2421 (806 amino acids)
Cellular component (GO): cytoplasm
Source: RefSeq, a predicted model, not a curated record
AUGCCAUUCUUCAAAGAGCUCCGCAGACGAUCAAGAGCGAGUUUUCGUACCUCCGAUUCUUCGACCGAGACCAAUAGUACAGUGACGACUGCCAAAUCAUCAUCUACACUCAAUUCCGCCCAAGGGAGUGCCACUCCCCCCUCGACAUACCAUGGCAAUGGCUCAGCAUCCAAUGUCGCUACUGCUGCAAAGAGCAAUGGCGACAUUCCUCCCCCAAUCCCUCAGCGCCCCAACGUAGCCGUUCCCAACUCAAGCCGGAACAGUAUGAUAACGCUGUCCCCCUCCGGGUCGAACCUCACAAUGCGGAGUCCACUUCCCAGUUCUGCAUAUGCACCCAAGAUUACAUCUAUACUAGACAAUUCAGUGGUUUAUCAAAAGGUCCUUCUCAUAAAUGGAGAGAUCGGCGACCCUCAAUCCAAGUUGCUGGAUGGGAAUCUCACCGUUCACCACGACAAAGACGGCCACGCUUUCCCGCCGACGAAUUGGCCCGUUUCUGAUUCAUAUUUCAAGGCUUUAGUUUUUCUCUCCCCUGGUUGGAACAGGUUACGGUUCGACUUUACCUCCCCAAAGCUAAGCUCAACAACCAACCCCGCCAAUCCUACGUUGCAUUCUUCCUACAUCAUGUUGAACUAUCUUCCAUUGAGCAACACCCCGCCCUUGCAGUUGGUGGUACUGGCGGGUAAGGAUUCUCCCUGCACGUUUGAUGCCGUGCCACAAAGAGUCCAGAAUGAGGGCAACGACCUCAGCAUCGCUAUCCGCAAAUUUAGGAUGGCUGCUCAUCUGUGGCAAGCAUUUACAGCCGAGCAGAUGUACAGAAACAAGUUUGGCCGGAGAUGCUUCCGUUUUGAAGAGGAAUGGCAGACAGGUACCCUGUCAAUACGUGACUGGGAAAUGGGAAGAAUGAAGAAUGAAGCAAGGGUUCACCUGGUACGAACAGAAAAGACCACGGCCGAGUUGCGAAACCUGGACUAUGCACAACAGCAUGGUCCCGCAUCUCAGAAGGGUGAGCUCUUCUCAAUCGCCUCAGAUGCGAUCAAGAAAUAUUUCAACAUCAAACCUGGACAGAAGCAAUAUGUCGCGUGUCUUCUCUUGGAUUCUCACUGGGACCCAGAGAUCGGCACUGUUACCGCGCAUGCCGCACUUGGAGGCGGCAGCGACGAUCUAGGUUUGGCCAUUUUCGGCUCUCAUGCCCUCCAGAGCUACCCAGCUUGCAUCGAGGAGGUAGUCCCUGCUUUCACAGACUGCACUCGGACUGAUACCAAGUUCGUGGCUAAUGAUUGUAACGAAUCCGGCAGUAGCUGGGAGGCCGCCAAUAUUGGCAUUGGUGCUCACAUGCAUGAAGUUGGUCAUUUAUUCGGCUGUCCUCACCAAGAGAAUGGAGUCAUGCUUCGAGACUACGUCAGACUGAAUCGGACUUUCUUGGUUCGAGAACCGUAUGCGACGAGAACACAGUCUCAGGGGCUCAAAAUAUGUCGACAAGAGGACGAGUGUACGUGGCAUCGACUGGACGUCCUGCGAUUCAGACAUCAUCCCUGUUUCAAGCUCCCAAGCGACGAGCCACUCUCUCAAGAUGACGGUAUUCAGUACUUCCCAAUCGACAAUGGCAGACUCAUUGUCUCUGCCUCAACCGGAGUGUCAUUUGUCGAAAUCUGGACUGAUGGAGAUGACUUGUGCCGACAGUGGAUUGAUUUCAAUAGCAACGACCCACGAUACAACAGCCUUCCACGGCAAGUAACUCUGACCGAGAGUGAGAUACGUGGUCGGCUACCCGAGGACAAAAGAAAGGCGAAACUUACGUUACAGAUUUUCUGUGGCAGUUCCAGAAGUGAGAAAAUUGAAAACCUAGAAGAUUUGCUUUCCAAGAAGAAUGUUGUCGCACUUCCUCCUAUUCGACAGGCACCAAAACGAGAUGAAGGCCUUACGAUGAACGCAGUGAACAAUGUCAUGGGACUUGGCAAGUCGUUUGAUUCUCGUCUUGGUUUCAAGAGCAAGAAGUUGGGCUUCUCGCAGCUUGAAGGCUCGAAAGCUGAGGAUCUCAUUCUGGAAAGCACAUAUUUUCAGUCAAAACUCUUGACAUCUGUGAAAGUAUAUCACGGCUACGCUCUGGAUGGGAUUGAAUUCUGUUUUGAGGAUGGACAUACCCAAUUACUUGGAAAACGCGGUGGCAAACCAGGGGGGGAUGAGUUUUUGCUUGAAGACACUCGGCGCGGCGAAACAAUCCUCGGUUUUUAUGUACGCGCUGGUCUCUGGAUUGAUGGCAUUGAAAUCCUGACAAGCACUGGGCGGCGAUCCGGCGUCUUUGGGAACCCGGUUGGAGGCUCUGGGCACACGUUGAUGGCUCCACGCGGGUAUAGCAUUGCAGGAAUAUCAGGCACAUCUGCUGCAUGGAUAGAUGGAUUCCAGAUUAUCAUCUCACGGUAA